CUUCAGCUGGAGUCAAACAGCAUCCACAUUUCUAGUAGACAUAGCAUAAACAGAAUUUCAAUUAAAAAUGGAAAUUUUCGGUCAGAAAGUUGCAAGAAAAAUGGAGCGUAGCACACAGAAACAAAAGCACGAUCACGAUUACGAAAACGAUCUCGAUUACGAACACGCAUACAGCAGCAGCAGCACCAGCAACAUAAUGGACGCUUUCGACGAUGACUCACAGACCCUGCUGCACCAGGUGGGCGUCGAAGCUGACGUUGAGAACCCCCGGAAGGCAGUGGAGCGUAAGCUGAUUUACCGGUCGGAGGCGAACCACAAGGCAACACCUUCACGGGCAUUUCGUCGCCAGGCCCAGGGGGGACACACUGACAAAGGACGCGGCGAUGGCAAGCACACGAAGAAAAAUCUGGCUAGGGAGGCUGCCGGCGGCGAUAAGAUCCGCAUCCGUGCACUCGACUCGGCCCGCCGCAACGGACUGUCGUUGAGCGACGACACGGAGGAGAGCGACAUGGAGUCACUGUCCCGCAGACUGCAGGAUGUGGUGCUGGAGGCAGAGCAAGCGGAGCGGCGCCUGAGCGGCGUCUAUGGGCGGAAGCAGAUGAGCACCAAGCCCGCUGGCGCCUACACGUGCAACGUGUGCGGAGCCAAGUUCCGAAUUAAGUCGCUGCUCGGCGCUCAUCGUCGCACCCAUGACGAGGACUUUGCCGUGCGCUUUAGCAAGCACCGCGCCCGUGGCAGCAACACGACCCUGACCAAUGGACACGUGUGCAAGUACUGUGACCGCAAGUUUGAUCUGGAGCGCACGCUGCACAUCCACCAGCUGUGCCACUGCAAGAAGAUACCGCCCCAGCUGCGACGCAAGCUGCCCUACACCGAACUGCUGCACGAGAAGAAGGCGCCGCUGCACGAUCAGUGAUGGCAGCCCCAAAAUGUGUGUGCCACUUAGAGUGUGCCACGUUUCGACUCGCUCUUGGCACACUUUAUUCCUUUAGAUUUUACUGUUUUUGAAAAUUUAACCACAGCAGCAGAACCAAGCAUAACCCAGAAACAAAUCUCACUCUGAAUAUUUCAUGAGUGGAAGUUUCCAUUUCAUUGUUUCCAUUAAAUUGCUCUCCCCCCC
Molecule: messenger RNA, 1120 nt
Organism: Drosophila subobscura
Lineage: Eukaryota; Metazoa; Arthropoda; Insecta; Diptera; Drosophilidae
Exons: 2
Coding region: 68-916 (282 amino acids)
Source: RefSeq, a predicted model, not a curated record